UGGCAAAUUCUUUUCUGUUCGUACGACUGAUUGUUGUGUGACUCGCGAUCCGUCAGUCGUCCGAGUCUUAGAUCUUCGAUGAACGUCCGGCCGGACGGUGCGGAGCAAGCCAAAGUGCUGGAUUCAGGCGAGAAUCAGCUCGACUGAAAAGAAAUCUUCCCGUGUCUGACGCGUCCGAGAAUCCAAGGGCGAUGUCGACCGUCAUUCUGGCCGUGGUGGCCGUCAUCCUGUGCGUCCUCUUCAGGAUCCUCAACGUCAACAGCGAGCCUUCCAAGCCGGUGGUCUUCUGCAAGGACCUCAACUUCCUCGAGUCCAUCCUGAAAAUGGCGCCGCUGCUACAGGAGCCAUAUCAGCCGACAAGGCUGUGGGGCUUCAGCGGCCACGUCCAGACCGUGGUGCACAGCAUCAUCGGGCGAGUUCGUUGCCCGUGGCCGAUUGGAGAGCGGUGUGCAGUCAGCCUGGCCGACGGUUCCACCUUAACCUACGACGUGUACGAGCCGGUGGAAGGCAAGAGCAUCCCGCCUGAAGAGGACUUCACGCUGGCCAUUUGUCCUGGAAUCGGCAACACAAGCGAGUCCGUGUACAUCCGGACGUUCGUCCACCACGCGACCCACCAGGGUGGCUAUCGAUGCGCGGUGCUGAACCACGUCGGGGCGUUGACCAGCGUGCCUGUCACAGCCCCAAGACUGUUUACCUACGGCCACACGGAAGACUUUGACGUGAUGCUCAAACAAAUUUUGGAGCGCUGGCCGAACACGCGAAUCAUCGCGGUCGGUUUCAGCCUCGGUGGUAACCUGGUUACCAAGUACGUGGGGGAGCAACGAGUUCGACCUUCACAGCUGCUGGGUGCUAUCUCGGUGUGCCAGGGCUAUUGCGCUUUGGAAGGCACCAAGUGGCUUCUGAUGUGGCACAACUUCCGCCGCUUUUACCUUUACGCCAUGACUGAAAAUAUGAAAAGCAUUGUCCUGAGGCACCGCAAAACUCUGCUGUCCGAGGAGAUGAGGAAGAAACACAAGCUGAACGAGAGGGACAUUUUCUCAGCCGCUACCUUGCCUGAACUUGACGAAGCCUACACAAGGAGAGUUCACAACUUCAGCUCAGUUCGAGAACUCUACCAGUGGAGCAGCAGUGUCAACUACCUGAAGGACAUUCGCACCCCGAUCGUAUUCAUCAAUGCCAAAGACGAUCCAUUAGUGCCUGAGCCGAUGCUUUCUCCCAUCAGAAACUUUGCUGCCCAAAAAAAGCAAGUUCUUCACCUUGAAUUGGCGCAUGGCGGGCAUUUAGGUUUCUACGAAGGAGGUCUCUUGUACCCGAAUCCUGUCACGUGGCUGGACCGAGCUCUAGUGGCCUUAACAGCGGGACUGAUCCAGACUUCCCUGAAAACGACUUGACUGGGCAUUCCAGAUAAUCUUCAUGUUAUCUAGACCAACUGCUUCUGUGUGAAAUGUAAUCACUGUAGUGUAAGUUGAAAUAAUUAUUCUUGGGAAUCAUUGCAUUUUAGCCAACGUGCAUGUGAGAAGCGAAACAAUUAUUGCUGGCGUGUGAUUUGUAUACAUAUAAAUGAAAAGCAGGGAAUAAAUCUAAAGAACAGUCUUGACAGUAAUUAAAAAAUGCUCUAGUGUGGAAGUAUUUCAACUUGGAAAUUAACAAAGUUGCCGAUUUAGUUCUUGGACGAACUUUACUUUUGGGCUGCUGCUCUGGAGCGUGUGUAAAAAUUUUAACAUGACACUGCAGUGUCUUCAUUAACUGGCGUUUGCCUUGAUUAAAUCAUAAUUUGAAUCCUUACCAAUGUUAAUGUAUCCUAAUCUGAUAUGUCAGUUUUAAACAGUCGGUCACUUUGCUGGACAAAGUGAAUAAUAUCCUCAAUGGUUAUUAAAUAGUACAGUAAAUAAUAUUUAUAUGUUCUGAUCCCAUCAUUGUACCAAUAUCAUUCCAGCUGAAUAUUUAGACGCUCAAAUCUUUCAAAACAGACAAUAACAACUGAUUUCUCUAAUAUUCCUCUUCAACCUUUCAACUUGCUGUAGCGAAAAUAGUUUUUUUUUUAUAUAAUAGGUAAAAGUCAUUUAUUUUUAAUGUAAAUAUGUGUUUUUUUUUUGCAUUUCACCAACUAUAGCAAUUCUUUUUUGAAUGUGAUUUUAAUUUAAAUGCAUAUCCAGCUUUGUAAUAAAUCUAUGGAAUUUAUUUACAACCAGCGCACUAUGGGGUGCCAAAACGAAUUAGAUGUAAAAAUUUUUCUUUUCACUCUGGUCAUAGUGUAUAAAAACUCAUAUUGUUUGCAUUUUCAGUCUUGCGCAUUUCACUCCUAAACCCUUGAAUCACGAACCUAGGAAUAUGUAAUGCUAAAAUUUUUGUACUU
Neocloeon triangulifer is the source of this 2356-nucleotide messenger RNA. RefSeq names its product abhydrolase domain-containing protein 2 (gene Hydr2). Bases 192 to 1391 code for a protein of 399 amino acids. The transcript has 7 exons. Gene Ontology annotation, cellular component: sperm plasma membrane; sperm flagellum. Gene Ontology annotation, molecular function: acetylesterase activity; monoacylglycerol lipase activity. The record is from RefSeq and is a predicted model, not a curated record. Gene Ontology annotation, biological process: acylglycerol catabolic process; steroid hormone receptor signaling pathway; medium-chain fatty acid biosynthetic process. NCBI's taxonomy places the organism in Eukaryota, Metazoa, Arthropoda, Insecta, Ephemeroptera, Baetidae.